Trichoderma atroviride IMI 206040 is the source of this 1524-nucleotide messenger RNA. RefSeq lists its product as uncharacterized. Gene Ontology annotation, biological process: transmembrane transport. Gene Ontology annotation, cellular component: plasma membrane. The record is from RefSeq and is a predicted model, not a curated record. Lineage: Eukaryota; Fungi; Ascomycota; Sordariomycetes; Hypocreales; Hypocreaceae. Gene Ontology annotation, molecular function: transmembrane transporter activity.
AUGGCCAUCAUACAAGUUGGCAAGGCAGACAAAGAUGAAUCUCCGACAUCGAAAAACUACAGCGGAGAUGGCACAGAUUCAAAUCCCUAUAUUGUCGAGUUUCAGUUUCAAGAUCCUGACAAUGCCAUGAAUUUCUCUCCUGCCAAGAAGUGGUUCAUCAUUUUCAUUGUCACGCUAUCUGUGUUCGCUGUGACUCUGACCUCUUCUGCCUACUCGGGCUCCGCAAACGAAAUAUUGAAGCAAUUUCAUUGCAGCUCAGAACUGUUUGCUCUGGGCAUUUCUCUUUAUGUGCUUGGAUUCGCUAUCGGGCCUGCGCUGUGGGCGCCGCUGUCAGAGCUUUAUGGGAGAAAAAUCCUCUUUAUUACGACGCACAUAUGCAUGGUAGCCUUUGUGGCUGGCUCAGCGGGAGCUAACUCGAUGGCAACGCUAUUAGUCUUCAGGUUUCUGACGGGAAUGUUUGGUGCAUCGCCGUUGACAAAUUCCGGCGGCGUCAUUGCCGAUAUGUUCCCAGCUUCCCAGCGAGGCUUAGCAAUGAUCUUCUUCUGUACCGCACCAUUCAUGGGCCCCGUUCUGGGCCCCAUCAUUGGGGGUUUUAUAUCGAUGAACGUUGGAUGGCGAUGGGUGCAAGGGGUAUGCAGCAUCUUUAUUGGUGCUGUGUGGAUUGCCGGCUCGAUAUUCGUUCCAGAGACAUAUGCGCCGGUGAUAUUGCAAAAACGAGCAGAGAAACUCUCGAAAGAAACGGGCAACACACACACGACCGCUUUCCAGCAGCGUAACAGUACGCUGGCGCCGUCGGAGAUCUUCCGCAAAGCUCUCAUGCGACCUUGGAUUCUCCUAUUCCGUGAGCCUAUCGUCUUAAUCGCCGCGACCUACCUGGCAAUUCUAUACGGUACCAUAUACAUGUUCAUGCCGGCACUGCCCAUCGUCUAUCAGCGAGGUCGAGGAUGGAACGAAGGAGUAGGAGGCCUGGCUUUCCUCGGUUUAGUUUGCGGUAUGCUAGUCGGGAUUGUAUACGCCAUUUUCGACGACAAUCGAUAUAAGAGACUUGGUAAAGCAGCUACACCCGAGUCUAGGCUCCCUCCUGCGGCGGUUGGCUCUGUUGCUCUACCCAUCGGGCUCUUUGCUUUUGCAUGGACCAACUCACCCAGCAUCCACUGGUCCGCCAGCAUCAUCCUUUCCGCGCCGUUUGGCUUCGGAUGCGUACUGGUAUUCUUGUCCUGUCUCAACUAUCUGAUUGAUUCAUAUACAAUCUACGCAGCAUCGGUUUUGGGAGCCUCAGCGAUGCUCAGAGCAUUUUUUGGCACAGCCUUCCCUCUGUUUACAGACCAGAUGUAUGAUGGCAUCGGUAUUCAUUGGGCAAGUACAAUACCGGCCUUCUUGACACUUAUAUGCUUGCCUUUUCCAUUUGUAAUGCUCAAAUAUGGAGAGAUGAUACGACUGAAAUGCAAGUACGCACAGGAAGCGGCAGCUUUGAUGGCGCAAAUGCACGCGGAAGCUUCUACUGGGUCAAGUGACGGUGAAUGA